AUGCAGGCAUUACGUGUAGAAUUGGCAAAACUUAAAAUGCAGGUUGAGAAUGCCCAUAAGAUCUCAGACUUAGACACAUCAGCCAACGGGUACAUGAUCGAAGACAUCUACUACAUAGAUAAUAACUUGUACUCGAACGUGUCCAAUUCGGGGUGGAGGAAUCAUCCAAACUUCUCGUACAAGAAUUCUUCCAACGUCUUGAAUACUCCCCAUGGAAAUUUUGGUGGUCCGUCUAAUCAAGGUCUUUCUCAAGGACAUCAACCUCGACCUCGAGCUCUCCCACAACAUCAGAAUCAGGCCGUUCAACACUACCUAUCACCUCUUCAAUCUCAGCAAAAAUACGCUCCGUCUCCGCCUCCACCACAGGUAGAUUUUGACCUCGAUCUUAAGUCUAUGUUCGCACAGCUUAUGCAGGAUCAAGAAGUCAUUCGCACCAAGAUGCGUGAACAUCAACAUAAGAUCGACGCCCAUUUCAAGCUUGUCGAUAACCAGAUAGCUCAACUCGCAACCUCUAUACCUUCGCGACCUCAAGGAUCACUUCCCGGAAAACCCGAGACAAAUCCUAGAGAGAUCUGCAAUGCAGUGUUCUUGAGAAGUGGGAAGCAACUUGGGGAUGUCGUCCCUUCUACUCCUGAAAAAGGUGAGUCUUCUAACUCUAGAUAUGCGAUCACCUCUAACAUUCAGUUUGCAGAUACUUCAAUUAAGAUGACGUGUAAGGAAGAACCAAAGUAUGUACCCCCACCUCCCAGACCUCCUCCGAUUCCAUUCCCUUCACGACUUGUGCAACACAAAGAGGCCAGUCAAUUUAAGCGCUUCACAUACAUGAUAAAGCAACUGGAGGUCACAAUGCCUUUUCAUGCGGUAAUCACUCAAAUGCCCUCUUAUGCCAAAUUUCUCAAGGAUAUUCAGGCUAGGAAGAAGACAAUGGAGAAGGAGAUAGUAGCAUUGACCAAAGAGUGCAGUGCCGUUUUUCAGCACGAUCUGCCCCGUAAGAUGGCAGACCUAGGUAGUUAA
Molecule: messenger RNA, 1014 nt
Organism: Tarenaya hassleriana
Lineage: Eukaryota; Viridiplantae; Streptophyta; Magnoliopsida; Brassicales; Cleomaceae
Exons: 1
Coding region: 1-1014 (337 amino acids)
Source: RefSeq, a predicted model, not a curated record